Trypanosoma conorhini is the source of this 852-nucleotide messenger RNA. RefSeq lists its product as uncharacterized. The transcript has a single exon. Lineage: Eukaryota; Euglenozoa; Kinetoplastea; Trypanosomatida; Trypanosomatidae. The record is from RefSeq and is a predicted model, not a curated record. The coding region runs from base 1 to 852 and encodes 283 amino acids.
AUGGGCAUGCGGGUCCACGUGCGGGCGUGCCCCAAAUGCCGGACUGCCACACUGCGGGGUGAAUGCCCGGUGUGCGGCGACGCCACCGCGGCCGUGAGCGCCUUCCCCGGGCAAAGUGGGAGCUCGUUGCUGGAGAAUGACGGCUCCCACGCUGACGCACAGUUGCGGCAGCCGCCCGAUGCGGGCAACAAUAAAGACGAUGGCAGCAGCACGGAGCUUGGGGCCUCGGUGGGUGCCUUGCUGCCGCCACCUGGCGCCCUCGAGGCGCGGCUAGAGCUCGCGGAGCUACAGUGCCGCAUGUACUACGAUCAACUCCAGCAGGUCAUCACGGAGAGGGAUGAGCUGCAGGAGAAGGUGCGGGCGAUGGAGGCGCAACGAUUGCUGGGGACAGGCAAGAUACGGGAGCUUGUCGAGGAAAACAGGUGUCUGCGGGCUGUUGCCGAGGAGGCUGAAGUGCGCCUGGGUGUGGCGGAACUCGAGCAACAGGCAUUGUUGGCCGAGGUUCAGCGCCUGCGGGGACGUAUUCCUAUUCUGCGGCGGCAAGCCGAGGCAGAGAGGCCACCGGCCAAAGUGGGGUCUCCCGACGCUGCUGGGGGCGCGCUGCGUCUCUCCCCUCUGGCAAAGACGAACACGACAGCCGAGCAACUUUCACGGCGGAGGCCAUCGGCGAAAGGCGGCUUCAGCGGCACCGGCCACGGGAAGGGGCAGCGGGCGUUGGCUGCCUCCAACGAGCACCUGCAGGCUCGCUGCCGCUCGCUGGAGCGCCACGUGCGGCGUCUCCGCGAGGAACUCGUGUCGCAGGGUCUCUCGCCGUCGCCGAUGAGGACCCCCGACUAUCAGACCGGGUUGUAA